Molecule: messenger RNA, 2585 nt
Organism: Trachymyrmex cornetzi
Lineage: Eukaryota; Metazoa; Arthropoda; Insecta; Hymenoptera; Formicidae
Product: spindle defective 2
Source: RefSeq, a predicted model, not a curated record
AUGUCAAAUCAUCAUUUAAAAGCUCUGGUACAAUAUAAUAGCCUUUCGAAAGAACAAGGACAAAUUGAUAAAGAACUCAAAAAACAAAUCGAAGAUACCACUAAGUAUUGGCAAAAUGUAUUGAGGCGUGUGAUUGACGUUAUAUUAUUUUUAAGUGAAAGAUCAUUAGCUUUUAGAGGUGCUAAUGAAAUUCUAGGCUCGCCAAACAAUGGAAACUUUCUAGGAAUAAUAGAGUUAUUGUCAAAAUAUGAUCCUUUUUUAGAAGAGCAUAUAAAAAAAUAUGGAAACGGUGGAAGUGGACACGUUAAUUACCUCUCGUCAACUAUCUAUGAAGAACUCAUCGAAGAAAUUGCCAAAUUAGUAUUCAGCGAAAUAUUGAUACGAUUGAAAAAAGUUAAAAUAUAUUCAAUUUCUUUAGAUGGAACAAGUGACGAAGGUCAUGUUGAUCAACUGACUUUAAUUUUUAGAUAUGUAGAGAAUAGUAAGCCAGUUGAAAGAUUUCUAAAAUUUUUACCUAAUGAAGGCCACAAAGCUAUUGACAUGUUUAAUGAAUUGAUAAAUUUUUUAAAAGAAAAUGAUAUUGAUAUAAGCAAUUGCCGCAGUCAGUCAUAUGACAACGCAUUGACCAUGAGUGGAAAAUUUAACGGACUUCAAGCUUUAGUAGCAAAAGAAAAUGAUUUAGCAAUAUGGAUACCCUGCUUAGGACACAGUUUAAAGGACCCCGCACCAGGGCCGGCGACUAUUGUGUUGAGGGUGUUGACAACUCAACAUCCAGUCGGUGAGCGGCUAAACUGUAUAAUUACCUUCGCUUCUAUCGUUUCUACCGCAUUUGAAGGAUAUUGAAACGCGACGCAAGAUUUUUUUAUAAAGCCAGAUGAUAUAUUUUUGCAAGUUGGAGAAAGGAGUUCAUUUUUAAUUGUAUUUAAACCACAAUUUUCAGAUGCAAACUCUGUAAAUAAUAAAAGAUAUGCGAAAAUUAAGUUAGUUGCCGGGAACAAUGUUUACCACUACAUUAUAAGUACCGAACAAAAAUUAUUAGAAUCGGAAAAAGAAAAUUAUUUACGUUGCCAUACACCUUCUAAUAAUGUUGUAUCUCUAAGUCCAGCAAUAUUACCGCCACAAAGUGCAACUUCUAAUAGAUCUGGACCUUGCGAUAGAAAUUCACCAAUCGGUACAGUAUCUAGUUUAGCUGUAACGGGACAUGUAAUUCCAAUUAGAGCUACACACGCUGCCCUAGUAUGGAACAGUGUAGAAACAGGAAAAAGUGAAUGUAAAGAAUUUACAAUUCGCAAUACGAGCGAUAACAAGAUUAAAAUUCAAAUAGAGAUAUGUGAUGACAGUAAGAGUUUUAAGUUUCUUAGAGAUAAACAGACUAUCGACACAAGCCUGGUACUAGUGAUGCAACGUCGAGAAAUUAAGACACUCGCAGUUGUGUUCAAUCUUUAUAGCGUAGUUGGAAAAAUUACUAUCAAACAUUAUACGAGAGAGAGAGAGAGAGAGAGAGAGAGAGAAAGGAUACCUUUGUAUGGAUACGGAGGUUGCGGUAAAGUAAAAAUUUCGGGACUAUUUAAAGAUUCGAGCAAAAAAUUAUGGUUGUCUCUUGGCAAUUUAUAUUCUGAAACUAUGACUUUGAACGCUAGUGUUAGACUGGAUAACAUUGGCAACUUACGUUCAUUUGCCAAAGUCACAAUCAUACCUAAAGUUAUUUCUCCAAUAAUGGAUUCUAGUUGGCGUAUAAAUCCAAAAGAAAUAAUACUUAAUCCUAAAGAAUCUCAAGAAGUAACAAUACAAUUUCGUCCAAAGAAAGAAGACUUUGCGUCAUUGCAACGUUCGGAAGUUUCGCAUGUGGCAACGAUAAAUGUUAUUUACGCCGAUGAACCAACCCGUUAGCGAAUACGCAGAUUAUAUAAUAAAUUGAAAUAGUCGGGUGAAUCGAUUGGAAAUGACAAUGAAGCAUUCGAGAAUAUUGUGCAUCUUAUAUGUAAAAUUUUUCUUGGAGAACUAAUUCCUGGCAUAACCUUAAUUCGCGAUUCUAUCCUAAACCUAAAUGAGAUCUAUGUACUGGCGUUCAUCAAUCAUGAGAUAAUGCUCACAGUGGAAGCAUGCGCGGAUGAUACUUUGCCUGUUCAUUAUGAUACCGAUGAAGAUCGGAGAUGUAUCGGGGUCUCUUAUAAGCGACUCACUACUCAUUUAGAUGAAGCAGGUGGUGCGAGAAGUUUCUUAGCUUCUCAAACUAUAGAAUAUGAAGUUCAAUACCCUGAAUUGCAAGGAGAUCAAUUCACUGUAACUCCGUCCAUCAUCGCUCUGACUCCUCCUCCAGUAAAGAAUGAAGCAAUGGUGACUAUUCUUAGCUUUUUCAAAACAGCCGAGCCAUUUCAGACCAGUCUCUCAAAUUCAGAUUAUUUCAGUGUUGUUCCCGCAGAAGGAAUGUUAAUACCUAGCAAAGAGAGUUUUCCUUUAAAGAUACAGUGUUCACAGAAACUAGAUCGUAAUAUGCAGGCUGUACUUGCGAUUUAUACAGAAAACAAUAAACAGGAUGUGUUGAUUAACAAGUCACAGUGAGGCGAUAAUAAUUAAUCGGUUAU